This is a messenger RNA of Clarias gariepinus (North African catfish), 2827 nucleotides long. It is a transcript of the gene sanbr, whose product is annotated as SANT and BTB domain regulator of CSR. The transcript is spliced from 22 exons. The record is from RefSeq and is a predicted model, not a curated record. Bases 151 to 2322 code for a protein of 723 amino acids. Lineage: Eukaryota; Metazoa; Chordata; Actinopteri; Siluriformes; Clariidae.
CAGGAACAGGAGCGGCUGACCGGCUCAGAGGAGCGAGAUAGAGAAAGGGAGAGGGAAGACGUUACAGCGUUAUAGCGCCAUCUAUCCGGUGUGAUUCCGCCUGGACAUCUGUUUAAAGCUGUAAGAGGACAAUAACUGUGGAGAGAGAACAUGAAUCGCCUUUGUAACGUAAACAAUAAUUUCCCGUAUGAUAACAGUCUACUGGUGUUGGACAUGGUUCUGCGGUCGCUAUGGGGAACCACACAGCCAAUCAACUGGGAGAACGUAGCCCGUCUAGUUCCCGGUUUCACUCCCAAAGAGUGUGCACAAAGGUUCGAUGAGCUGAAGAGCACAGGGAAUUUCCCCCUAGUAGACGAGCAGUGUAACGCGCUGUCUGGAGCCAGCAGCUCUCCAUCUGAACCGCUAUCUGCUUACAUCCGAUCCACUUUAUUAGACCUCUGUUGGGAGACAGGGGAGACAGGGACCAACCAGAGCUCCCUCUCAGUGUCGGGAUUAAGCGUGACUCCUGUUGUUCGAGGUGCCAAUGCUGAGAAUGAGAACACUGUGAAAACAGAGGAUGAAGAGAAGGAAGACAGGAAAAGGGAGAGCCCCGUCAUGGUGAUCCAUGUGUGUGACGAAGCCAAGAACCUGAAGCAGGAUUUUGAAUGUCCACGUGACCUGCUGGUCAGAGAAAUGCGCUACUUCGCUGAGUACCUCUCCAUGGACGCUCAGCGCUGGGAAGAGGUGGACAUCUCGGUGCACUGUGACAUCCAGAUCUUCGACUGGCUCAUGAACUACGUCAAAAGAAACUCUGCGGAAGAUGAACCCGGGAAACACUUGGACAAGCCGACCCUGGAGCCCAGCAAUGUCAUCUCAAUCCUGAUCUCAUCCGAGUUCUUGAAGAUGGAUACUUUAGUGGAGGAAUGUAUUCAGUACUGUCAUGAACACAUGAGCGCCAUCGUCGCUACUCCGUGCAACAUGAGCUGCAUCAACAGCAACCUCGCCUCACGCAUCGCCCUGCUGUUCACACACAACCAGGCAGAUGACAUCAAGGACAAAAAGGACAAGUUCAAAAGUAAGUUGUUCCAGAAUAAGAUCGAAAAGCUGUUUGAUCCAGGUUUUGAAAAUCAAGACUCUCCAGGAAACGCUGCUACACUGUACAGGUGUGGUCUCUGCCUUAAGCUUCUCACCAAAGACACAGAAAGGAUGAUUUCCUGCAUUGCAGGCAAAAUUAACAUCAAUAAUCAAGGGGACAUCAUCUACACCCACAGCAGACAAAAGGGCUGGGACGUCCAUGAGUAUCUUAACAGCUUAUAUGAAGAGCUGAAAUCUUGGGUGUUGGUUUACUGGAGGAUCUGGGGCAUCAUCAAUUAUCUCACCUGUUCCUGCUGUAAACAGGUGUUCCUCUGCUGUGACCUGGCUCAGUGCAGGUAUCACCCCGAGGCUGUGGUGUACCCAGGCGUGGGCGCCGAUCGCAGUGAGCAUGGGGCGGGGAUCUACCCCUGCUGCAAGCAGAGAGCACUACGCUUUGACCCAGCUGCCAUGCCCACGGGUUGUAAGAUGAGGGACCAUGUGGUAAAUGUGGCAGAACCUGGGGACCCUGAAGGCAACACAAACUCUAAGCAGACUCGAAUACUGAAUGACCUGCUGCUCCACAGAGACGUUGUGUGCACGAGCUGCCCAACAGCUACAGACAGUUCUGCAGAGUCGCCUAAACAGAGCGAGCAAGUGCAGGACUGUGAUGUCACUUUGGACCAUGCAGCCAUUAAUGUGCAACGAGCCAGAGAAGUCACUGCUUUUUCCCUUUUGAAGAACUUGACUCUCCAGCUGAGGCAGCAGUCCUUGUUUUCUGAGGAUGAGGACUACACAACGGGGUCAGAGGUCACGGAGGACGAAGUAGGGGAUGAGGAUGACACCUCAAAGAAGAAAGCUGUUAAAAAGCCCAGGAAACCAGGCAAGCCUUUGAAAAGACAAGUGUCCUCGCCAAGCAUACUACACAAAGAGCGAUCUGCAGGAGACAAGGCUGCUUCAAAGGACUCGACCCCGUUCACAGUGAGCGUGCAGAAGAGUAAAUGGGACAGCACUCGCUCUUUGAGGUUUAACCAGGAUGCCCAGAGGGAGGAAGAUCAAAGGAGAAUGGUGGAGAUUAUUGACCACCUCACUAAGAUGCGCUUCGGUGACAUGGAACAGAGCAAAUCAAAAGACACUAAGGAGUUCGCAGGAGGUAUCUACUCCAGGUUGGAGGCGCAAUUCAAGAGUGCUACUCAGCUGAGUAACAGACAGAGCACCUCAGACAAAACACUCCGGGCGAAGACACGGUCUGGACAGUCUAGACCAAUGUGAAAGAAACAACAAGAGAGACUGACGUGCUGAUGAAUGAACGAGACUUUUUGAAGAGGUGUUUAAAAAGAAAACAACAACAUGCAUCCUUUGAGUCAUCGCUCUUACCCAGCCUACAGCCUUCCUUCUACUGUAUCUUACACUUUUCAGACAGUCGAGAGGUCUGCAAUAUCAUAAAAAGAGGCCAGAAAAUGCAUUCCUGCAGCAGAACCUGAUUACAAUGCACUGGAUAUUAAUAGCAUUAAAGAAGCUUUUAACAAAUUUGCCCUCUCCUUUACAUACUGUGCUGCUAGCUUUAUAAGACUAUCUUAUUAUUAUUCUCCAUAAUCUUUUAUUUCCUGUCUGUAUCGGCCUCAUUCUGUAACCUCUGGUAUAAAGUACUAUAGUGUUCUAACAUUCAUGUUCCUCAUGUUCUAAUCUCAGGUGAACAAACCCUUCCAACAUUGCUAUUGUAACCUGCACUUUAAACUAUCAUAAACAAGACAGAUCCAGAUCAUCUACAAUAAAA